GACAACGUCAUUCGUGUCGUGAUGUCCAAGCACGGCGGCAUAUCGCGUUUCAUUAGUGCUUACUGCAGUACAUUUCGAUAAUUUCAAUUGCCAAACAGAACCGACACAGAAAGAUCUCGAGCUCAGAAUGCGGGUGAUGUCAGAUCGUCUCUGGGCGCGAUGGUUGACAUACUGACCGUCCCGCUGUGUCUCGUGAGGAGGCUUUCCUGUAGUCAACUAUUUUGUAUUUCUCAAACCUAGGAACAGACCGCCAGGGCACUGCAGCCAUGUUAUCGCUUCUGUCGUUGGCACUCAGCGCUCUGCCGCUCGUCGCGGCGCAAGGUCUGGCUGUUUCAGGACCCUUUUUGCCAGGAAAUAUCAACACCUCAGAUGCCAGGCAAGUCUAUGACGCUGCCGCGCGCAACUCCGACAAUAAACUCGGAACGUUUCUGGCUCCAGGGUUUCAGCUCCUUCUCAAUAACAGUAUCGCAUUUCCUCUAUCAUGGAAUUGGACUACAAAUGUUGCAGAUAUUGCCAUUCCGGUUCCUGAAGGCGAUCUUGGCCGCCCUGGCGCAGACUAUUCCCAAGGUUACCAUGUCGUCAACACGCAGCAUCGUCUCAAUUGGACAGCAUAUCUGAAUGCUACGGAGUCUGAUGCGAUACGGGGCAAAAGCCUGCAGACGAUCUUGCGGGAUACUAAUGUGACUCUUCAACUUGGAUUUUUACCUAUGAACUACGCUGCAGGGUUCACACCGAUAAAACGAGAACAAAGGACAACAGACUGCGCGGACUCUAUCGGACUCCAAUGUUGGCGAAGUCUUUCUGAGGCAUUUAGCAAUUCAAGCAAUCGAUUUAUUCAGACGGACUCACUGCCUGGUUGCAAUGCUACAAUCGUCGAUACGUCGGUGACAAGGCUGAACAUGUCGGAUCCCCUCCCUGUACCCUUGAACAGCGGCGACAGUUUCUACUACUCUCAGAAACCCCUCGGCAAUACAGGCAACAAGACGCUUUUAGAGCGCGAGCUUUCCACUGGUGUGAUUCAAAUAUGGAAUUGGGAAUAUCCGACUUCUAAUGGAACCUCAAACGUGGUCAACGUACUAUGCUUGCAGGCAAAAUCGGCAGCGAGCCUGAGCAGCCAGCCUAUGGUAAUAAUGGCAGUAGCCACGGCGAUAGCGGUCGGUAUGUUUGUCGCGGUCGUUUGAGCUUGGAAAUCCUUGCGCUUUAUUCUAGAGCCUUUGUCGAUAUGUCAAUGCUGCGGCCAAAGAUCGACAAUCAGAUACUCCUUUACACUGCAGUAUAUUUUGCCUGCUAUGGGACGAAUCCAACAUUUUUCCUUCUGAAUUUCCGCGAAGCGACCGAAACAGCUUCGUGAAAUUUAAUCAAAAAUUCACGGCUGUACGAAGUUGCCAAGCCUUGAAGGACAGACUCAUGCACGCUGCGCCUCGGAUCGGUUCACGCAUGAUCAUGAGCAUGUAUUUGCUUUUCUGGCACGCAUGACAACCUAGUAGUCCAGUAAAUAUCGGAUACGCGACAGUCCUGCUAUUCUCGUUAAAUGUGUGCGCGACGUCAGAGCGACUCGGCUAGAUAGUGCAUGUACCUCG
Molecule: messenger RNA, 1580 nt
Organism: Dissoconium aciculare CBS 342.82
Lineage: Eukaryota; Fungi; Ascomycota; Dothideomycetes; Mycosphaerellales; Dissoconiaceae
Exons: 2
Coding region: 267-1181 (304 amino acids)
Source: RefSeq, a predicted model, not a curated record